Molecule: messenger RNA, 1395 nt
Organism: Drosophila serrata
Lineage: Eukaryota; Metazoa; Arthropoda; Insecta; Diptera; Drosophilidae
Source: RefSeq, a predicted model, not a curated record
ACUCCCAUUUGAUAACUCAUCCUUUAUGAACAUAGAAAAUUUAUUUAUUACCUAAAAUUCCAAAACAUUUACUACAAAAUUUACACUUUCCUCAAUUAUGGACUUUUUAUGUAGAAUUCUAACCGCCGAUUUGUAUUGUUUGCUAAAUUUAAUUCGUGAAAAUCAGGUUAAAGCUCCUGCAAAGAAAAAGCUCUCAAGGGAAAAGUAUGGGAAACACUUUCUGGUUGUGCGUCCUAGUUACACAAUCCGCCACAAGUAUCCUGGUCCUUUGAAGACCUAUGAUGGCGAGGAGCGUUGUGAGCCGCGUAUGAUUCGUUUGUCGGAUCUGAGAUCCAGUCAAUUGGAUUUGAUAUUGAGCAUGUGUGAGAAACAGGACGAAAGGCAACUGAAAUGUGAACCUGAGGAGGGAGAAUGCUGCAAGGAAUCAUGUACAGAGACCUCUGAGGAAGUCAACGAAGAAAUCAAACAAGAGCCCUGUGAAGAAAUCCCUGAAGUAAAAGAAGAACAGCUUUGUAAUUCCGAAAUCGAGGAAAAUCUAAAGAAAUACGAGUCGCAGAUCUUUAUCAAUAUGUUGCCCCAACAAAAGAGUUCAAUCAAAUUGGAGAGCAUCUGCAGCGAGAGUCUUCCCACGCCAGAGCAAUUAAUCCGUAUGGAGCUUCGUGCCAGGACUCUGUAUGAGGUAGAAACUUGCCAGGAUCAAUGUGCACCAUCCUGGGAGUCUCUGACGUCCAUGGAAAAGCUACGUUUCCAUUGGCAGGCCCAUGCGGGAGUGAAACUCCAGGAGAAGCCCUUCGAUAACUUUCGGCUAUGCUAUAUCAAAAAUCGCCCAAAGAAUAGCCCCAAAAUGGGAAUUCGCCAAAUCAGAUCCGACUUGAAACUCCACUGGAGCAACAUGGAUCGCAGCGAACGAAUGCCCUUCAUUGUGCAGUCUCUACUGUACCAGGUGUCCAUGGGAGCCAUCGAACCCACGGAUCACUGUGCGGUGCGUGAAUUCUUUCAGAAAAUGAAGUAGCAAGAACGCAGAUUCAUUUCCAUUUGCAUUUUCAUUCCACUUUUUUUUCGGUUUUAUAUGAACCAGAUGUUGUGGCCAUUCUAUUUUCGGCCAGAGCCUCAAAAUUCGCAGCUCUUUCUCCCUCAAUUUGUGCUCUUGAACCAGUUUCGGAUCCACCGAGGAAUAAUGGAUCCCCCCUGCUUUUGGUCCAAGGUCGCCAACUGACAUGGCAUUGGCACUCGAUUAACAAUUAACUCGUCAGCAGUCAAGGUCGCGCAGAAAACACUCUCUUGGGAGGGGAGGGGAGGGGAUGGGAGGAAAAAUCCCCAAUCAAUUUCCCAAGCGCAUACAUUAGCCAUAAAAAAAUUUGUUGUACUCCGCAGAAACGAAACAAAUAAAACAAA